AUGGUGGCUGAAUGGGCAUGGCUGAAAGGCUCUGCAUCAUAUCAGUGCGGUCAAGUGGAGAUGCACGGGAAUACCACGGCAUCAGGAGAGCUGGGGAACCACUUGCUUUCCAAAACUCCACACCUGAGCAAGAUUUUGGCAAUGCCAACAGUUUGUAGCCCUGCAGCAUUUGCCAAACAUCCAGGACAUGGCCUCCUGUCAUGGGACAGACUGAUUCACCUUCCUGACAGAAAUCAGAAAUGGAAUAUAGUGGGCAUAGCAGAAAACUGUUUGCAUAGGAAAAGACACUCCAAAAACUAUGAUAUCCAGAGGAAUGGACAGCAGCUUUCGCAAUGUCGACAUGCUUCAACUUGGACUAGCACAAUUUUACAGCCAGGCCAUACAAAAGCAAACUUUCAAGUCAUGUCAAGUGCCCAGGAAUACCAAAAAGAAGAAAAAAAGUGUAAAGGGUAUAUACCCAGUUACUUAGACAAGGAUGAGCUAUGCGUAGUAUGUGGGGACAAAGCCACCGGAUAUCAUUAUCGCUGCAUCACUUGCGAAGGUUGCAAGGGUUUUUUUAGAAGAACCAUUCAGAAAAACCUUCAUCCAACCUAUUCCUGUAAAUAUGAAGGAAAAUGUGUGAUAGACAAAGUAACAAGAAAUCAGUGCCAGGAAUGUCGCUUCAAAAAAUGUAUCUUUGUUGGCAUGGCAACAGAUUUGGUGCUGGAUGACAGCAAGCGGUUGGCAAAGAGGAAGCUGAUAGAAGAAAAUCGAGAGAAGAGACGUCGGGAAGAGCUGCAGAAAACCAUUGGGCACAAACCAGAGCCAACGGAUGAGGAAUGGGAGCUCAUCAAAAUUGUUACUGAAGCACAUGUGGCCACUAAUGCACAAGGAAGCCACUGGAAGCAGAAGAGGAAAUUUCUGCCAGAAGACAUUGGACAAGCACCAAUAGUUAAUGCCCCAGAAGGUGGGAAAGUGGAUUUAGAAGCCUUCAGCCAGUUUACAAAAAUUAUCACACCAGCGAUUACAAGAGUGGUGGAUUUUGCCAAAAAGUUGCCUAUGUUUUGUGAGCUGCCAUGUGAAGACCAGAUCAUCCUUCUGAAAGGCUGCUGUAUGGAGAUAAUGUCCCUCCGAGCAGCAGUUCGCUAUGACCCUGAGAGUGAGACUUUAACACUAAAUGGGGAGAUGGCGGUGACAAGGGGCCAGUUGAAAAAUGGGGGUCUUGGCGUAGUGUCUGAUGCCAUUUUUGACCUGGGCAUGUCUCUUUCUUCAUUUAACCUGGAUGACACCGAGGUUGCCCUUCUUCAGGCUGUUCUGCUUAUGUCAUCAGAUCGCCCAGGCCUUGUUUGCGUUGAGAGGAUAGAGAAGUGUCAAGAGGGUUUCCUCCUGGCAUUCGAACACUACAUUAAUUACAGAAAACACCAUGUUGCACACUUUUGGCCAAAACUGCUGAUGAAAGUGACAGACCUGCGAAUGAUUGGAGCCUGCCAUGCCAGCCGCUUCCUGCACAUGAAGGUGGAGUGCCCCACAGAACUCUUCCCUCCGUUGUUCCUGGAAGUAUUUGAGGAUUAG
Messenger RNA from Gavia stellata (red-throated loon), 1551 nucleotides. It is a transcript of the gene THRB, whose product is annotated as thyroid hormone receptor beta. Lineage: Eukaryota; Metazoa; Chordata; Aves; Gaviiformes; Gaviidae. Gene Ontology annotation, molecular function: nuclear receptor activity; RNA polymerase II cis-regulatory region sequence-specific DNA binding; zinc ion binding. The transcript is spliced from 7 exons. The record is from RefSeq and is a predicted model, not a curated record. Gene Ontology annotation, biological process: cell differentiation; retinoic acid receptor signaling pathway; negative regulation of transcription by RNA polymerase II. Bases 1 to 1551 code for a protein of 516 amino acids.